Molecule: messenger RNA, 1915 nt
Organism: Camellia sinensis
Lineage: Eukaryota; Viridiplantae; Streptophyta; Magnoliopsida; Ericales; Theaceae
Source: RefSeq, a predicted model, not a curated record
CCAACAGAGGUUGGAAACCUUAAAAAUUUAAUGGAAUUGGAUAUCUCUGAGAAUAGGUUGUCUGGUGAAAUUCCUAGCAGUCUUGGUAGUUGCACUAGUCUUGAAAACCUUUAUAUGCAGGAAAAUUCUUUUCAAGGAUCUAUUCCUCUAUCAUUGGAAUCUUUGAGAGGUAUUAAAAACUUUGAACUUUCUCAUAACAACUUGUCUGGAAAAAUUCCGACGUUCUUAGAGAAAUUUUCCCUAAUGAUUCUCAAUUUAUCCUUUAAUGAUUUUGAGGGUGAGUUACCAAUGGGGGGAGUUUUCACAAAUGCAAGUGCAAUAUCAAUUGUUGGAAAUCAUAGGCUUUGUGGGGGUAUUUCUGAGCUACAACUACCGAGUUGCAUCACCAAGAAAUCCAAACAUAAGAUGCCUCUUUCACAUAUAUUGGCAAUUACAGCAGCUUCUGUACUUGUUGGAGCAGCACUUUUGUCAUUCUUUACAAUUUAUUUGUUCAAGAAGCAAAGAACAGCUCAAUCUACAGUUCCAGUGUUGAAAGAAUCAUUCUUGAAAGUCUCCUAUGAGAAACUCCUCAAAGCAACAGACGGUUUCUCUUCUGCGAACCUAAUUGGUUUUGGUAGUUUUGGCUCUGUAUAUAGAGGAAUUCUCAUUCAAGAUCGGGAGUUUGUUGCUGCUAUCAAAGUACUUAACCUUCAAAAUCGUGGAGCCAUCAAGAGUUUCAUGGCAGAGUGUGAAACCUUGAGAAAUAUUCGACAUCGAAACUUGGUUAGGAUCAUAACUUCUUGUUCCAGUGUUGAUUUUCAUGGGAAUGAGUUCAAAGCUCUCGUUUAUGAGUUCAUGCCAAAUGGGAGUCUAGAGAGGUGGUUGCAUGCAAGUCUAGAAACAAAUGAUGGGCAAAAUGAGCAGCAGAGACUCAACCUUGUACAAAGAAUAAACAUCGCCAUAGAUGUGGCUUGUGCGCUCGAUUAUCUUCAUCACCAAUGCCAAAUGCCGAUCAUUCACUGUGAUUUGAAGCCAAGUAAUAUCCUUCUUGACUGUGAGAUGGUUGCCCAUAUUGGAGAUUUCGGUCUAGCUAGAUUUUUCCCAGAGCUCACCAAUCCAAAUCAAAGUAGCUCAAUUGGAGUAAGGGGAACCAUCGGAUAUGUAGCUCCCGAGUAUGGGCUCGGAAGUGAGAUGUCAACUUAUGGUGAUGUCUACAGUUUUGGGACCUUGUUAUUGGAGAUGAUAACAGGGAAGAGACCCACAGAGAACAUGUUUGAGGAAGGGCAUAAUCUUCAUAACUUCGCAAGAAUGGCCUUGCCUGACCGAGUGAUGGAGAUUGCAGACCCGGUACUCCUAGACAAUGAGGAAGAAGAGGCUAGAGCAACAACAAUUCAAGUGAACAAUGGCAGCAAAAUUGUGGAAUGUUUGAUUUCCAUGGUCAAUAUUGGAGUGGCAUGCUCUACAGAGUCACCACAAGGUCGAAUGAGCAUAAGUAAUAUCCUCCAUGAACUUCAUUUGGUCAAGAACAAACUCCUAAAAGACGAACUUCAAACUAGGUACUAAAUUGAAAAGGUCUUGCUCAAUAUUUCUAACUUCAUUCUUCUAUAGAAUUGCUCUUAUUGUUUCUCUAACAUUUGUUUUGAUCCUCCGUGGUUUGUCCUUGUUAACAGGACGCUGCAUAGAUCAUAGGACGCUGCAUAGAUUAUUGGACAUGGCAUGUUUUCUAGUGACAAUAUGAAGCUUGAUGCUUGUCAAAACAGUGAGAAACGGUGAACAGUAAAUCAAAAAGGAAGAGGAUUAUGAUUAUCACAAAUUGUAUAAAUAAUACUAUAUGAUUACUAGAUUAUUUUGGAUUCAGUCAGUGUGAGAGAAUGAUAAUGUAAUGUACGUGUGAUGUGAGUUUGUUUUCCUUUUUAAUUUCAGACCUUCAAUUUUA